CCCGCGGCUGCGCUCCGCCCGCCUCCCGGCAACUCUGCUCCAGCCCCGCACGCCGUGCGCGCCGUCCUGCCGCCGGGGCUCCAGCCGGCUGGCGUGCUUGCCGUGGGGUCGGGUCGGGCAGGGUUACCUCCGUUGGGGAUCGGGGCAUCCUCAGCGCAGCCGAGGGGCGCGGAGUCAGCUGCGGCGGCCACUGCGCGGUAGCCCUUGCUGGCCAAACAGCGUGGGCAGGCGCGCGGCGGGGCUCCGGGGCUCCCCGAGGGCAACGCGCCCCGACUCUCCCCGGGGGAGAGCCAGCCCCGAGGGGCGCACGGAGCGAGCGUGCCCCCGGCCGCGCCGUCUCCCCCGUACCCCCACUUCACAAACUUUUCUGCCGUCCUCGCCCGUGGGGGUCGCAGUGAGCGUUAGGGCUGCCCUCCGGGGCCCCGACCUCCCGGACCCUAGCCACGCUGACCUCCUGCCUCUCGUAGCCUCAGUGGCGACCCCUCCAGGCCGGGCCGGGCGCAGCACUCGAGGCAAGCGCGGCAAGCUCCUGCGCUCUCCAAAGGAUCCCGUGCCCCUCGGGGCUGCCGGGUAGGGUAAUGCCCUCAGUAAUGGAGAAGCCCAGUGCGGGCUCCGGGAUCUUGUCCCGAAGUCGGGCCAAGACGGCACCCAACGGCGGACAGCCGCACUCGGAGGAUGACAGCAGCGAGGAGGAGCACUCUCAUGACAGCAUGAUCCGAGUUGGAACCAAUUACCAAGCAGUAAUUCCGGAGUGCAAGCCUGAGAGCCCUGCACGCUAUAGCAACAAGGAGCUGAAGGGAAUGCUGGUGUGGUCCCCCAACCACUGUGUAUCAGAUGCCAAACUUGACAAGUACAUUGCAAUGGCCAAGGAGAAGCAUGGCUAUAACAUUGAGCAGGCACUCGGCAUGCUUCUGUGGCAUAAACACGACGUGGAGAAAUCACUGGCUGACCUAGCCAACUUCACUCCCUUCCCUGAUGAGUGGACGGUGGAGGACAAGGUGCUGUUUGAACAGGCCUUUGGGUUCCAUGGCAAGUGCUUCCAGCGGAUCCAGCAGAUGCUACCUGACAAGGUGAUUCCCAGCCUGGUGAAGUAUUACUACUCUUGGAAGAAGACCCGAAGUCGAACUAGUGUGAUGGACAGGCAGGCCAGGCGGCUGGGUGGCCGCAAGGACAAAGAAGACAGUGAUGAGCUAGAAGAGGGACGAGGAGCUAUGAGUGAGGGGGAACCGGAUACUGGGGACCCCAAGCGAGAGCCUCUGCCAUCCAGACCUCUGAACGCACGGCCUGGUCCUGGGAAGAAGGAGGUUCAGAUAUCUCAGUAUCGCCACCACCCACUUCGAACUCGGAGACGUCCGCCCAAGGGCAUGUACCUGAGUCCUGAAGGCCUCACUGCAGUAUCGGGAAGCCCAGACCUUGCUAACCUCACACUCCGAGGUCUUGACUCACAGCUCAUCUCUCUUAAGCGCCAGGUCCAGAGCAUGAAGCAGACCAAUAGCAGCCUCCGCCAAGCACUGGAGGGCGGCAUUGACCCUCUCCGCCCCCCUGAGGCUAAUACCAAGUUCAACUCCCGCUGGACCACUGAUGAGCAACUUCUGGCUGUUCAAGGUCCAGAUUACAUCUGUCUCAACAUCAGUACCCCGAUCAGUACCCCCUGCACCGCCCCCACCUCCACCGCCCACCUCGCUUUCCCAGCCACCCCCGCUGCUGAGGCCACCUCUGCCCACAGCUCCCACAUUGCUCCGCCAGCCGCCUCCCCUGCAGCAGGGCCGCUUCCUGCAGCCUCGGCUGGCCCCCAACCAGCCUCCACCACCGCUCAUCCGCCCUGCCCUGGCUGCCUCUCGCCACAGUGCCCGCCCUGGUCCUCAGCCUCCACCUACUCUGGUUGGAGCUCCUUUGGAGCCCCCUGCACCCUCACUUUGAGCCUGAUUCCUCCAUUGCCCAGAGGCUCCUGAACCCCUUGGCUGGAUCUCUCUGGCAGCACUAAGGACAGAAGGGACUAGGGCUCUUGCCAGGUCUUUCAAAUACCCAAAGCUGCCAGUUGGCACAGCUUGGACCUGUGGGUUCUGCAUGUGUUCCUGGCAGCUGAGCUUGUAAACCCCCAGCCAGGGGCUAGAUCUCAGGGCCUGCAGGGACUCUUGCUUCCUGGCUGUGACUGGAAUGGCUGCCUCCUUGCCUGCCUGCCUGCAGAGGGCUUGGCCUCUGGGCCUACCCUUUGUGUGGGGGUAGUGACUUUAGCCUGGGGGAUGGGGGAAGAGGACAGGAUGUUAGCUGGCCUCAUUCACCUUUCCUUCUUUUUAGCAAUAAGUCAGGUGCAGUGGAAGGGAAUUGGGGUGGGGAUGGCAGAAACCUGGUGGGAAGAAUGUUGGGUAGCUGUGAGGAGACCCACUUUGUCCACCCCCAAAAGCUUGGAGAAAGAAGGGUUGGGGACUUACACAGACAUGGGUUUAUUUUUCAACAUUUUUAAAAAAUAAAUGCAACCUUG
Messenger RNA from Mus caroli (Ryukyu mouse), 2482 nucleotides. Lineage: Eukaryota; Metazoa; Chordata; Mammalia; Rodentia; Muridae. The record is from RefSeq and is a predicted model, not a curated record.